Molecule: messenger RNA, 2828 nt
Organism: Hydractinia symbiolongicarpus
Lineage: Eukaryota; Metazoa; Cnidaria; Hydrozoa; Anthoathecata; Hydractiniidae
Exons: 19
Coding region: 303-2828 (841 amino acids)
Biological process (GO): proteolysis
Cellular component (GO): membrane
Molecular function (GO): metalloendopeptidase activity; zinc ion binding
Source: RefSeq, a predicted model, not a curated record
UAUUACAUGAAUUCAUCAGAUGAAGACUAAUUAUUUGAAAACUCCCGUGAUCACACUACAGAUUAAUUAAGUGAACAAAUUAAUUAAUUGAACUAGAUUAUUUUAUUAAUUCCGUGUGACUUUUAAAAGUCUUAGAGAUUCUUAAGUUUAGAAAAAUUAAAAGAUAAUUUUAUGUUCAAUUAUGUCUAAUGCGCGGCAGGUGUGGUAACUUUUCAUAAACAAUUUUAAAUGUAAAAACAACUCGGUAUAAUAUCGCAAAAAAAAAAAAAAAUGAUCGUAUCGCAGAUGUACUUGCCGCACUGAUGAAGUUUCUUUACAAUUACGUCACCAUUUCUCUGUUAAUCGCUAAAUACUGUUUAUGUCAAGAUCCUAGUGUACAAAACAACAAAGAUGGCGGAAAAGAAACGGAUGCUUCAGCUUUAGAUGAAAUCAUCAGAUUCAACAACAUUAGUUUGCAAGCUGAGCAUGCUGUGGAACACAACAGAAGCACACCAAAUAAAUUUCUUUUACACGAAGAUGCUCAAAACUUAAAAAACUUGUCGGAAGGAGAUCUUUUGUUGGAUAAGAAAGAUAAAGAACUAAUAAGUGAAAAUAUGAACGCAGAAAAAACGAAUGAGAACUUGUCGUCGAAGCGAAGCAUGAUACCUUACGCAAGAAAAUUAUGGAUCUCAAGAACGGUCCCGUACAUUAUUAACCAUCCAGGAACAAUACGCCACUCAGCUACUGGUGUGCGCAAAGAAAUCGCCAAAGCUCUGAACACACUUUCUUCAAAAAGUUGCAUCAAAUUUCGUGAAAGAAGAAGCGAUGAUCAAAACUGGAUAGAAUUCAUGAGAGGUUCAGGAUGUUACUCAGGCAUUGGAAGAAAAUAUUGGGAUGUGAAAGCAACCGAAAUUUCGUUAGGAGAUUACUGCGUCCACCAGUCUAUCAUUAUCCACGAAGUUCUACACGCGUUAGGAUUUUUUCAUGAACAGUCAAGGCCUGAUCGCGAUUCGUUUGUUAAUAUCUAUUGGAAUAACAUGUUAUCGAACAUGGCGAGUAACUUUGAAAGACACAUUUCUUACGAUGCUACGAUACAAGAUACGCCCUAUGAUUACAAAAGUCUGAUGCAUUAUGGGAAGACAUCCUUCACAAUGAACGGCAAGGUGACAAUCGAAGCAAAGUUUGAUAAAAACCAACCGUUAGGUGGCACAGUGAUGACGUAUUGGGACGAAGCCGAAUUAAACAAAAUGUAUCAGUGCAAAAAAGACGACGCGUCUGUCCAAAAGGAUGCGUGGUCAACUUGGGGAGAAUGGACACCAGACUGUUUCACAUAUCGAAACCAAGGCUGUUAUCAAAUACGACAGAGAUUUUGCAUGUCUUCAGAUUUCAGUAGAUGUCCAAAAGCUGAUGGAUUUGGAGUUGAGGACCAUUUAGAGGAAUGUCCAGCUGUGAAUUGCACAAUUGAGUUACUGCAACCACACUGGGGAAACUGGGCACCAUAUAACAAAUGUUCAAGAACUUGCGGUGAUGGCAUUCAAACAAGGUCACGUGUGUGUAAUAAUCCACCACCAGCUUAUGGAAUGCAGUGUAAGGGUCAUAAAACACAGACCAACCUCUGCAGAAUGCGCAAAUGCAAACCAGUUGAGCUAGACACAGACUUUGAAUCAAAAGGUUUUGGUGCAUGGAGACAAGAUUACCAGGAGAAAAUGAACUGGAAACUUACAUAUGGUCCAACGCCAAACGCAGAAAGUGGACCGGACUACGAUCACACAACAGGUGGAGCGUAUUUUGAACAAUCGUCUCGCCGCAAACCGGCUGGUGCAUCAGGGAGGUAUGCGUACCUCUCAGCAACUGAUCAAUUCUAUCACAAUGGUCAAGUUGGUCGAUUAAUCAGUAAUAAAAUCUCUGCAAACAAAGAUGGAAGAUGCGUCACAUUUUACUAUCAAUUAAAUGGAAAAAAUAUCAACUACUUGGAUUGGUACAUAAAAAUUGUCGACAAGCAAGAGUUUUAUACGUACUGGCAGAGAAACGGGCACCAAGGAAACUAUUGGCAACGUGGCGCCUUUUCUAUCCCACCCAGAGGUGACCCAUACGAGAUUAUAGUCGAGGGAAAACUGGGUUUGGCUCCGCAUUCAGAUAUCGCAAUUGAUGACAUACAAGUGGACAAGGGAACCUGCAUCGCAGGAAGCGAAGCCUGUUUUGAUUUCAUCAUAGGUUGUUUUGAUUAUUAUAAAUAUUGUGAAUACUGGCGAUUACAUGGCGAAUGCUACAAGAAUUAUCGAUGGAUGUUAAGAAGUUGUUGUGCAACUUGCUCGGGUAUGAGUGAUUGUCAAAACAAAUACAAUGAACAACAGUGUCAGAUUUGGGCUUCUGUAAAUGAAUGCAAGAAAAAUCCGAUGUGGAUGUGGCAAAACUGUUGCAAAGCGUGCAAAAGUUGCACAGAUCAACACGUUUACUGCAGUUAUUGGGCUGGUGUAGGUGAAUGUGAAAAGAGUGAAUGGAUGAAGAGACACUGUAAAAAUUCGUGUGAAAAGUUUUUUAUUACGACCAGGGAGCAUUGUCCUGUACAAGGAAAUGCUUGCCAAAAUCAAUUUUCAAUUAUAUCAAGUCAAAAACUUUCAAAGGCAGACUGGAAUUUUAUCGAAUCAACAUAUAUAAACCCUGACACUUGUACAGCACGCUUAAAGAUAGGCCAAGUUAACAUUAAAUAUAAACAAUGCAAACUAACUCCAAUGUACAAUAUUAUUGAACAUAACAAAAUACAGAUUAACAAAAACGCUGUCAUAUAUUCAUACAUAGAUAAAGCAUUACAACAGCUUACAGAGGAAAUACGCAGAAACUCUAGUUAA